Taeniopygia guttata (zebra finch) is the source of this 7649-nucleotide messenger RNA. RefSeq names its product zDHHC palmitoyltransferase 21 (gene ZDHHC21). The record is from RefSeq and is a predicted model, not a curated record. Gene Ontology annotation, cellular component: endoplasmic reticulum; Golgi apparatus. NCBI's taxonomy places the organism in Eukaryota, Metazoa, Chordata, Aves, Passeriformes, Estrildidae. Gene Ontology annotation, molecular function: protein-cysteine S-palmitoyltransferase activity. Gene Ontology annotation, biological process: peptidyl-L-cysteine S-palmitoylation; protein targeting to membrane.
ACGGCCCCGCCGCGGCGGGCCCCCUCCAUCCCUGCACCUCCCCUCCAGCAUUGCUGUGCUCUGUGCAGGGAGUUGGUAGGGAGAGCCUGGGCAGACUUGCCGGGUACCUCCCCAGCUGUGAAAUAAGGAAAUGGUGCUGUCGCUUUCGUGCAGGUCCAGGGUGCUGGUUGCCCUGUAGGGGAGGAGGAGGGUGUUCGCUGGUAGUGAGGUGGUAGGAGAGGCACGAGGGUUUGAUUGGCUGUGUGUGCCAGCAGCACAAGGAAAUGCAAUGGCCUUGGCGUCCCUGGGUUUCGCACUUUCAUUUCCCAGCUCUAGUAGUUAGAUGAAAUAGCAGGUCUUCGUUCGCCUCAGACUGAUGGUCCAAACAGCAGUGUUCUUAAAGAAACGUACAUUAUCUGUCUACAAGUGGCUGGUCGGCAGUAAGUGAAGAUAGUUUUGAUGGACUUCUGAUAAUCAAGCCACAUCCCUCUCCAAGCCCAUUUAAAUGCAGUAGAUGUUUACAGAAGAUGCAGAAGACAGAUGAAAAAUGACCCUGUCUUGAGAGUGAGGCCUGUAUUUGCAUAGUUCUUGGUUAAUUCUGGAUUUUGCUAUCCAAGGAUUAUCUUCCUGGGUCGUGACAAUUCAUUAUCUGUUUGUGUUCAAUGGGGCAACGAAUUCACUUUGUGGUUGACCCUCAGGGUUGGUGCUGCUUGGGCCUAAUUAUCUUUGUCUGGCUGUACAAUACAAUCUUCAUUCCAAAGGUCAUCCUUUUUCCUCAUUAUGAAGAGGGAAAUAUUUCAGUUGUGGCAGUUUUGUGUUAUUACUUCUGCUCAGUGUUUUGUAUAGCUUCAUUAUUUAGAGCCUCAGUAGCAGAUCCAGGAAAACUACCUGAAAAUCCAAAGAUACCAAUUACAGAACGAGAACAUUGGGAGUUAUGUAACAAAUGCAAUAUGAUGAGACCAAAGCGUUCACACCAUUGCAGUCGCUGUGGACAUUGCGUGAGGAGGAUGGAUCACCACUGUCCAUGGAUUAAUAAUUGUGUUGGUGAAGACAAUCACUGGCUCUUUUUACAACUGUGUUUCUACACUCAGAUCCUUAGUUCCUAUACGCUGAUACUUGACUUCUGCCAUUACUACUACUUUUUGCCUCUGAAAAAAGAAAACUGGGAUGUGUUUGUAUUUAGACAUGAACUUGCUCUCCUAAGAAUAUCUGCCUUCAUGGGUCUAAUAAUAUUAGGUGGAAUAAGUCGACUCUUUUACACUCAGCUAGUGGGUAUUUUCACUGACACUACAAGUAUAGAAAAAAUGUCAAAUUGUUGUGAAGACAUAUCGAGACCCCGAAAGCCAUGGCAGCAGACCUUCUCAGAAGUUUUUGGCACUCACUGGAAGAUCCUGUGGUUCAUUCCUUUCAGGCGGAGGCAACCACUGCGAGUUCCCUACCACUUUGCCAAUCACGUCUAAACAGAUGGAUGGUGGGCACAGAUGGGUCCUCCAUGCUGGAAGUGCAUUACAGGUUUUAUGAUAAUAGGACUAUGACAGUCUUCAAGUCAAUUAAAAUCCAGUCGUCGGCAUCAUAGUGUGCCCUGGGCAUUAUUUUAGUUAUGGUCUUGAUUUUAUUCUGAAAUUAAUGCAAGUAAAUUAACUUCAGGCUUAUUUACUUUAAAAUUAGCUUUCCAAAGAGAAUCCUUUUGUCUUCGAGGUUAAUACCAGAAGUAAGCAACUGAAAUGUAGUCUUCCUCCAAUUUGAUACUGACUCUUUUUUUUUUUUUUUUUUUUUUUUUGUUUUUGUUUUAAUUUUUGUGUAGAAAGCACUGAAGUUUAUAUUGAUGGUUAGAUUUCUCACUAAGUGUCUUAUUCUGCCUUGAAAUUUUUUUUAGGGUUUUUAUCAGUAGGUCUGACUGGAUAAUAGUAACAUCUUUUUUUCCUGCUGCAUAUGUUUAAAAUUCCGUGAUUCUGCCAGUUAUUUAUGAUAUGCAAAAGUAAUCCUGCAGCACUGCACUAUAAAAGGUAACAUUUAAAGCUGAAGCAGAGGACUUCCUAAACCUUUCUCAGAGAGGAUUUGUAGAGGCACAUAAAUGUGUGUGUUUACAUAGAGAACAGCUUACAGUUGUCUUCUGGCCUAGAUAUAAUGUUAGUGAAAAGUGUUCAUGUCUUUAUGUAAGUGAGAGGGAUUAAAUAUUUCAGGGUAAACUAUGCAGAUACAAAGCAUGUUUUCCCUAAAUCCCAAGGAUUUGAAUUAGCAAUAAUCAACAAAGAGGUUUUAUGGUGCAAAUACUAGAAUAAUUACUUUUAAAAAAUAUAGAUGUAGUUAGUUAGCAUAAUGUAUCAUAAAGAAGAGUAUAUUGUGAAUAAAGUUAAAAAUUUUAUAUUUACUUUUCUUUAGUCUUGAUUAGCUGGAAUUAGUCUAAGUGUUUGUAUAUUUAAAAUAAAAGUAAUUAAAAUAUUUAUACAUAAAUGUAGAUUUGCUAUUAAUACGAACACUGAAGUAUAUAAGCACGUUUAAUAGGGUACUAUGUUGCUGUAGAUACGUUGUUGUUAUUCUUAAGUAUGGAAGUAGUUAACCAAAGAAAGUGUCUUUCAGAUCUGGUAAAAUGAUAACUAUUUCCAAAGUACCAGCUCGGUCUUCUUGCAUCUCGAAAAGUUAUGUACUUACUUUAGCCCUCUGUAUCUAUACAAAUAUUAACUUCAGAUGAUUGUGAAAACUACUGUGGAUUUCUAGGAGAAAUUCACAGCUCAAGGUUUCCAAUUAUGCUGCUUGCUGUGUGUUUUGAAUAGUCUAACAGGCCUAGGGUCCACCUUAAAUAGCAGCGGUGCAGCAGGACACAAUAAAAGACACAAAGGAUUUAUACAUGUAGAUUUUGCAGAAAGUAAUAGUUUAUUUUUGAACAGUUUUCAGAAAAGAAGGGUAAGAUUUUUCAUGACUGGUGUUUGCAAAACAUUUUAGCCCAACUCUCUUAAAGUCUUAGUACAGUUACUGCCACUGUUAGGUGUCCCUUUAUUGAAUUUACAGAUUUUGAUGAUCCACUGAAAGUUCCGAAAAGUACAUCUUAAAAAUCACUUGAACUUUAAACUUUUGUAAAUGUUUAACAUUUGAUCUAACUUUACUUCUUUUGUCCUAUUAAAAGUUAGGUGCAAUGUUCUGUUAAUUUAAAUGUCAAGGCUAAUGUUCAGCCAUUUUCCUUUUUUUCCUCAUGCCAGUUGUAGUGGGGUUCGACUUCUUUUCAAGUGGUAUUGGCAUAUUGUCAUCAAUAUUUAAACAAAAAGAAGCUCAAAGAAAUGGAUGAGAAGACUGGAGCAGUGCUUGAAAUUGAAAGUAAUGUGAAUAUACAUAAUAAAGUAAUGGCUCUAUUAUUUUCUUUUCCUUCUCCCCACUGUUUUAGUCUCUGGAAAUAAUAUUUACAGGGAAAUAAUAUUUCAUUUCUCAUGCCAAUAUUUAAAUGUUUCAUAAGAAAAACAUUGUACAAGGUUUUUAAUGCUAAUCAAUUAUCAGAGCAGAUUGUACAGUUCUGAACCUUAUUCAGAAAGAGAACCAAGAAUUUAACUAUUUUUAAUAUAUUUAUCAUGGUGCAUAUAAUUGUGUGUUCUGCUUCCCAGUAUUACUGUUUCAGGGUGGAGUAUCAGUUACACUUUCCAGCAAGUGAUGUCUAUGAAAAUCUUUCCUGAUUCUGAAACAAAAGUGAUAAUUUCACAAAUUAUCACAAGUUCUCAAAUCUACUUUUUCUCAGUUUCCUAGUCAUUAAAACUGAUAAUACUCAUCAUGAGGAAGUAAUUUGCAACAUGAUUAAGACUAUUAGUUCAUUUUUGUCCCUUUUCUAAGUAUUUGAGGGACAGAGUGGGGAAUUUGGAGAGUCUUGAUAUUUUAAUAGGUAGUAAACUUUAUUCUUUGAAUGAGAGGCAUCUAAAAUGGUAAAAGUAAUAUUUUUUUUCUCAAUUUAAUUGAAGGACCCUAUCAUGUUAUUAGUUUCUCCAAAUGAUGUUUCUGAAACUAAUUUUCAGAAUGAGUUGUUCCAUCAGGAAAAAUCAGACUUUUAUCAACCUUUAUUUAUUUAUAAUCCUUCAGACCUUGAAAUUCUUGAAUCCUUUGAGCCAUUGCCUUCUUUCCCUCCAAGUGUUCCUUAGGAUUCUUAGUUUUUUAUAGAAACUGCAUUUUUAGGAUUACUUAGUGUUUGUCAUUUUCAUGCAUUUAAAAUAACUUAUGGGCAGCGUUACUAAAUUUCAUGCUAAUACAAUAUCAGAACAACAUAUACUUUUUUGAGGAAAGUGAAUAUUAUCUUCUGACUUGGCAAUAUUUGAUUUCCUGAAAGGCACAAAGAGAACUUGAAGAACCAAUGAAUUCCUCCCAGAAAAUAUUUGAAAGUAGCUAGUUUAUAUGCAGUGUGGGAUAGCUUCUGACCAAAAAUUGUUAACUUGCUAUCUUCUCAUAAUCAGAGAUUUGAGAUUUCAUUUUAAAAAUGCUGAUGUCUAAAAUAAAACAUAAUGUAUUAAAUGAUAUCUGUGAAUCUGUCCUCUGCUCUGUUCCUUUGAAGGAGAGGUUCUAUCAUAUAGCUGUUCUAGUAGUUCAGGUACACAAUCAUUUUCAGUCUUGAAGGAGGAGUUAUGAGUCUUGAAUUCUCAUAUACAUGAAACUUUAAGAAUAAAUUUUCUAUGUAUCUGUCUUUAUUAAUAGACAUAACUUUUAAAAUAUGUUCUGAGCUGUUCUUCAGAUAUUCCUGAGAAUUACUUUAAUUCACUGGUUUAUAAAUACAUGGUUAAUAAAACACCAAGUGGAAUGUCAUGUAUCUUGGUUUAACCCCAGCCAGCAAUUAAGCACCACAAAGCCACUCAGUCGACUCUUCCCCCAGAGCAGGAUGAGGGGGAGAAUUGGAAAAGUAAACAUGUGAAACUCUUGGGUCAAGAUAAAGACAAUCUAUAGGUUUGAUAGGUAAACCAAAAGCCAUACAGGCAAGCAAAGCAAAAUAAAGACUUAAUUUAAUGCUUUCCGUGGUCAGGCAGGUGUUCAGCCAGCUGUAGGAAAGCAGGGCUGCACCACCCAUGACGGUGAGUGGGGAAAACAAACACCAUCACUCCAAACAUUCAUGUGUUCCUCCUUCCCCCAGUUCUAUUUGCUGAGUGUGACACCUUGUGCUUUGGAAUAUCCCUGGAGUCAGUUGGGGUCCCAGCUGUCCCAGCUGUGUCCCCUCUUAACUCCUUGUGCACUCCCAGCCGCCCUGAUGGGAUGGUGUAAGUAGGAAAACAGGGCCAUGUUUCCUUGUGGCUCAGCUGUAAGGAAAGUAUUCCUGUGCUAUCAACACUCUUCCUAGCACAGAUCGAAAACACAGCCCUGCAUUAGCUACCCUGAAGAAAAUUACUUAUUCCCAAACCAGCAGAUCAUGACAGAUCACAUUGUUGUUUGCAUUCAGAAUCCAGGAUAUUUCAUUGUUCAUGUGAUCAUGUUUGGUUUAUGAGAAGCUCUACACAACCUGGUAAUAUGUGCUUUCAGCACAGCAGACAUCCUAAGAAGUGCAGCCAAGAGGUUGAGGGAGGUGAUUUUCUCUCACUAAUAAGUUGAAUCUAAUUCUAAAUUAGUUGAAGUAUUAGGAUCUCAAAAGUAACAGUGUGAUACUGAAUGCUGCUAGGAACUGCUUUUGGGAAGAACAGGUAUUUCUAAACACACAGUCCAUAUUUAGGUAACAUAAUACGUGACUGGAUACUUAGAAAAUGUUCCUCAAAAGAUUUUUGUACUACUGUCUCGGUGGCUGAGUAUUUGCCCUUGGUAGGCAUUGAAAUACUUGUAUUUGUGGACUGCAUAGGAUUGAGAACUGAAAUCCUAGGAUUUCAGUUCUGCUGAAAUUAUCCAGUGGCAUCUUGUGUCUUGGCCAGGCUAUGGCAGAGUGGUUAAAGUCUGUUGUAGCAGCAAGGGCCGUCCAAGUAUCAACUGUAUAACUGUAAGAAUAACUUAACAUUUACAGUGGUUUUCAAGUUAGAAAAUAGGAAUUUUAACUUUUGUGCACUUCUGGGUAUUUCAAUGCUCAUUCCCAGGACUCAUAUCUGCAUGUAUAUCACAGUAGUCUUCAGACAGAAAAUUAUCACUCUGUCUUUUUAACAGGCAGAAAAACAGUACUGAUUUUUAUGAACUAGCAUUCUGAAUUUUGUACCUGAAAUGUGGGCAUGUGAUUGAGUUUUAUUCAUUUGUUCUUAGUUUGAUCUUGACUGUUUUCAAAUAAUGCUGAAUGAAAAUUAUGAGGUCUAACACUGGUUAUGCCUGAAUGGUAAUGUACGAGGUGAAUGACUGAAUAAUAGCAGAAUAAGAAAGCUUACUCUGGUAUUCUUUUAAUCAAAUCUGAAAAUGCAUGAGUGUGUUCAGCUGUUAAACAAUGUAUUUUAAAAAAAAUUAUCUUUGUUAAUUUCAUUCAUGUAAUUUUUUUUUUUAUUUUUAAAAUUGAUUAAAAUUACAGUUUAUUUUUUUUCAUUCCUACUGAGAAUUUUUUUGUUCUGUAUUUUUAUGAAAUCUUAUUUUUAAAUAAAACAAAUUAAAAGUCUUUUUCUCUUCACUGAAUUUUAUUUACAUUGAUUUAAAAUUGUGUAAAUUGUUUACUAAUAUUUUUAGAUCUGUUUGCAGAUUUUUCUAAUUAUGUUAUAAUUUAUUCUCACUUCUGUAUAUUUUUUUAUUGUAACAAGUGAAAAAGCUACAACCCCAAAUGAUUAUUUUGAAAAAAUGAACUGUGAAAAAUUGCUGAGUAGUUGGUGAGGUCCUUACUAUCUGAGCUUUGUUGUUUGCUUUUAAGAGAAGAGAUGAAUGUUGGUGGAAAUAUUGAAAACUUUCUCUAUUAGAAGUAGCCUACCAACUAAUGUUGAUAUACAACACUAAUUAAAGCAUUGUUUAAUUUUCUUGCCUAUAGUUACAGCCAGACUAGGAACCUCUGGUGUAGGUAUUAACUAAGAUCUAUAUAAAUUGCCAUUUUUCAAAUUACAGAAAUAGAGUUUGGGGGUUUUUAAUAUUUGGAUUGUAUUUUUUUUUUUAGAUUGUUCAUCCUUGUAACAGUUUUUAAGAGAGGGAAAUCAUUCUGAAUCAGCAGCCCUUCUGUUUUGUGUACAUGGGAAUUUAUAUCAGAUUUUGAUGCAGAAAAAUUUCACACACUUUGGUCUGUGAGAUACUUUAAAGAUGUAAAAAGAAGUGCAUCAAUGGCCACAGGGAAAACAUUUAGAGAGCAAUAAAAAAGCUGCUGGGUGUGGUGCAACCAGUAGUCUCAGUUUUAGAAGUAUAAGGAAGUUAGACACCUGGGAAGAUCACUACAAGACUAGUAAACCCAAGAGGAAAAAACCAGUGGCUAUGUCUGCAAGGAAAUUAUUAACAUAGCUCAACUGUGUCACUUCAUGAAUCAGGAGGCACAAACUACUUGGUGAUGAUUUGUGGUACAGGCCUUGCAUCUUCUGUUUCAACUCAAGAGUCGGAUUCUGCUAAUAACAGCAAUAAAAAUCACUUCCAUGGCAAUCUUUCCAGGCUUGUAUGAGUGCAUGCGAUCUUUUCAAUAUGUGGAAACUGGGAUCUAUUCCCAGUUGCCCAUGAAAGUAAUUUUAAAAUAUACACUCCAGUAUUUUUAGUGCCUAAGGCUCCUGAAAGUACUUCUUGAUGUGUUGCUCCUAAAAGUAUUUCUUGAUGUUUUGUCAUUUUAUAAACUGAGUGAAACAGUA